This is a messenger RNA of Iphiclides podalirius (scarce swallowtail), 270 nucleotides long. NCBI's taxonomy places the organism in Eukaryota, Metazoa, Arthropoda, Insecta, Lepidoptera, Papilionidae. The record is from the annotation of a GenBank genome assembly.
AUGUCCCGUAAAGUGGCAGAUAGAGAAAUAGAACAACUUCUGGCGACUUUAGAAGAUGGAAAUAUUUCUGAGGAUGGCUUAGAAGAUGAAAGUGAAGAUGAAGAAACCUUUUUCGCUAAUGCAAGAGAAAUGAUUCGAGAGUUGGAAGACGAGGAUGCAGAGAAUCAUGAAGAUCCUACCUAUUGUGAUCCACCACUGGUUCAAGAUUUGCCUGGCCCAUCAAGUCAAAUUAUUAGUUCAUUACCCAUGCAAGAAGGUCAUGAACAUAUG